GUCAACUCGACGUGCACACAGAGAGCCAGGCAUUCAUUACAUAGUGCCCUUCUUCUCCACGGUGACGGACUUUAAGCAGGUGAUCACGUCGACAUUCGAAGCCGACGAGGCCGUCAUCGCCCGCUUCGCCGACACGUCGCUGCUGAUGCGGAACGCGUCGAACGUGACGGUGAUCACGGCGACACAGUACACCGGCGAGGAGUUCUUCCAGGGCGGCCUGAACCAGUUCAAGACCCAGCUCGCUGAUCAGCUGCAGAAGGCAUCUACCUCACCGAGCGCCGGCAGGUCGAGAUCGAGCAGACCGACCUCGCGCCCGUCGGCCUGGCUUCCCCCGACGGCCGGCCCCAAGCUCGUGCGCGCCAAGCAGCUGGUGUGGAAGACGGUGCCCAUUCUCCAGGACAAUGGCGUGCCGCAGCGCGCCGAGAACCCGCUCUCCCAGUACGGGCUCGGCGCGGCGGAGGUGCCCGACUCGGGAGCGGUGCAGUUCAUAUGA
This is a messenger RNA of Emiliania huxleyi CCMP1516, 493 nucleotides long. RefSeq lists its product as hypothetical. The transcript is spliced from 2 exons. The record is from RefSeq and is a predicted model, not a curated record. The annotation marks the transcript as partial. Lineage: Eukaryota; Haptophyta; Isochrysidales; Noelaerhabdaceae.